AUGAGUGACAAAAAGAUACCCAGGCUCUCGCAGCUGGAUACUAGGAUUACUAGUGGCUCCUCGGAUGUUACACCGAACAGUAUCCAAAGUGCUUACAGCACUAGUAGCACGAAACAGUUUCCGGCUUAUAUUGCCAUCAAUGAAUAUACAAAAAGGAUGGAGGAUGAACUGGAUAUGAGACCUGGAGAUAAGAUCCAAGUGAUAACAGACGAUGAAGAGUACAAUGAUGGGUGGUAUUAUGGACGUAAUCUACGGACCAAUGAGGAAGGACUGUAUCCAGUUGUUUUCACGCAGGAGAUUAGUCUCGAGCAGAAACCCUCUAUUAUGAGAGCCAAAUCGACCAAGAGAGUGGUCAGUUCGGGCAAUGGAAGUACGUCAAACUUUUCGGCAAUGUCACAGAAUGGCUCUGCUAGCGAGCUUCCGACACCGCAGCCUCUGGAGAUUGCAGCGCCAGUGACUGUGAGCACGAAGAAGCCGAUAGAUAGGAAGAUCUCUCUCAAGACGACUAUGAGUGACAUAGAUAGGGCCUUAGAAGAGCUGAGAUCUAAUUCUGUGGAACAGUUGGAGAAUGCUAUCCAUAAUACGACGCAUGAUACGAUACACUCCACCACAAAGGGCUUGAACACUUCAGGGUCUCUUGGCAGAUUGGCAAGCUCGACGUCGGCUAAAUCUUUGUCUAGCGAAGCCCUCGCUGCAGAUUCAAGCAACGGUAUCGAUGCCAGCGAGCUUGAUCCGUCAAUGGCGGCUACCUGGACUCCUCAGCAAGUGACGGCAUAUUUCAUCAUGUCUGGUUUCGAUGUUCAGUCGUCUUCUCGCUUUCAAAAACAUAAGGUUUCAGGCGCUAUCUUAUUGCAACUUGAGUUGGCACACCUGAAAGAGCUAGAAAUCGACUCAUUUGGUACAAGAUUCGAGAUUCACAAGGAAAUCGAAGAACUUCGAAAAGCUGCAAGUGGCUCCCCUAAAGUUGCUUCCAAGACACCUGAAGACGAUGGUCAACUCAUGCCUCCUGCAUUUUUAAAUCAAGGUCCUACGUAUCGUGGCCACGUCAGAAAAGUCUCACAAUCACUGGAUGAUAUACCCAGAGACUCUGCGUCAUUAAGUGCAGGUUAUCUUGAACAACCGAAAGCCAGCAUGGGACACCUGCCAACUUCACUUGCUGAGACAAUGAGACGCCAUAAUUCGAAGUCUCGCCAGGAAGUUGAAGAUGAACGUUUAUUCGUUUCGCCCAGAAAGGCGCCCAAACCACCCUCUUAUCCUAGUCCCGUACAACCUCCUAGAUCGCCUUCGGUUGCAAAAGAUGCUGCCAUCUAUGGUCAAAGAUACUCGCCGCCAACCAUCUAUGAGAAAGUAACCUCAAAUACUUUGGAACCUCCUGACGUUUUCAAGUUUCCUUCAACUAAUAGUCCAGACCUAAAAGCUAAACCCGGUUUCUCAUUUGGAGGGAAGUCAUCCAGUACUUCAUCAACACCGACAAGAGACAGUCAGCCAAGCGGAGCAGCGGGUUCCACGCAAGGUGCUGGAAAUUAUGCUGGUAACCGUAACUCAGUCAUUUAUUCAGCUCAUAAGAAGACUAUGUCAGGAACGUCAUUCGUGGACUUAUAUAAUCGGGUUUCGAUGUUGUCGCCUACUUCUCAGAAUGCCCGUGAGCAGAGUCUGGCGCCUGCUGGCGAUGUGAACGAUGUUAGCGAUGAGUUACCCAAUGGUAGACCAUCGUCUAGUGUUUAUGCUGGUCAUUCAAGAAACACAUCUGUAGCUCGAUCGAAACAGCCGUCUCAGGAUCUGAAGAAGCACAGAAGGGCUUCUUCUUUGGUUUCCUUCUUCUCUGGAAAAAACGACGAAAGAAGUGCCUCACCCAUGCGCAACAAAUCUGGCGCCACGAAUUCGCAUGCUCAUAGUAGAAGGAACUCCUUCAUUUUGAGUCCUUUCAGGCAACCAUUUUCUGAAUCCGCGCAUGUUACGCCCUCAGGGAAGAGCUUUUCAGCUAGUAACACACCUCCUCCAGGAGUUUCCAUUUCGCCAAGUAAGACCAAGAGCGGCUCCAAAGAUGAAUCGAAACGAAGAUCAGUUAGCGCGAAGGAAUCAUCGAAGGACGCCUUUGACAAGAAGAAAAAUGCAUAUGCUGAGGAUGAUAAAAAUAAGAGGUCAGUCAGUGAUGCUGUGAAGAGUAAAGGGAUGCGUAAUAUGGCCACUCGAAAUCAAGGCAAAAAGCAAACUUCCGCUUUUAUGGAAGGAAUACGUAACAUCAGCGUAAAGGAUGCAAUGAUGGACGCAGAUUGCUCUGGGUGGAUGAGCAAGAAGGGCAGUGGGGCAAUGGGAGUUUGGAGGACGAGGUUUUUUACUCUACAUGGUACAAGAUUAUCAUACUUCGGGAGUACCACUGACACGAGAGAACGAGGUCUGAUAGACAUCACGGCACAUUGUGUCGUGCCAGCAAAAGAAGAUGACAAACUUGUUUCUCUCUAUGCGGCCAGUACAGGAAAAGGUCGCUAUUGUUUUAAACUGCUUCCACCGCAGCCCGGCUCGAAGAAAGGCUUGACUUUCACGCAACCCCGAGUUCACUACUUUGCGGUGGAUAGCAAGGAAGACAUGAGAGCUUGGAUGGCCGCCCUAAUCAAAUCAACCAUCGAUAUUGAUACCUCUGUGCCAGUAAUUAGUUCAUGCGCCACGCCUACCGUCUCGCUAAGCAAAGCACAAGAAAUGCUCACACAAGCACGCGAAGCAACACGAUUAAGAGAGCAACAAAGAUAUCUAAAUGAAGAGGACGAGGAUCAGAUGUUGUGGGAAAAACAGCAGAACCCGAAGCAACAACCUAAUGUCGCGGACGACACCUACCGCUAUUCCGAUGAAGAGGCUUUGGCGUCUGCUGUCAAUCUCUCAUCGAAUGCAAACACAACGGUUAGUUCAAAUGGUUUUGCAAGCCCGUACUUGUUAGCUUCUGGUGUUUUAUCGCCGCAUGCUACGUCUGAUGUGGGCAGGUUCCAAGAAAAGACCCCAGAGUCAAGUAAUGUCGAUGAGAUUAACUUGUCAUCUGAGACCGCCAAUAUUAUAAGUCAAAAAUUUUAG
Molecule: messenger RNA, 3063 nt
Organism: Torulaspora globosa
Lineage: Eukaryota; Fungi; Ascomycota; Saccharomycetes; Saccharomycetales; Saccharomycetaceae
Exons: 1
Coding region: 1-3063 (1020 amino acids)
Biological process (GO): endosome organization; receptor recycling; retrograde transport, endosome to Golgi
Cellular component (GO): trans-Golgi network; early endosome; recycling endosome
Molecular function (GO): protein binding
Source: RefSeq, a predicted model, not a curated record